AGCCUUGCUGAGCCCUUGUCAUGGCACAGCUCCCCAAUGACUCCUGGCAGAACGCCUCAGCCCCUCUCUUCACAGGCCUCGACCUCCUGCUGGAGCUCAAGCCGCUCUUCAUCCCGCUCUACGCCACCCUGGUGGCUGUGGCGUGCACGGGGAACCUCUUCCUCAUCCUCCUCAUUGCUCUCACCAAGAAGCUGCACUGCACCACCAAUUUCCUCAUUGGCAACCUGGCGGCGGCUGACUUCAUCAUGUGCUUGGCCUGCGUCCCUCUGACUGUCUCCUACGCCUUCGAGGUGCGGGGUUGGCUCUUUGGGAUGUUCAUGUGCUACUUUGUCACUCUGAUGCAGGCCACCACCGUGUUCGUCUCGGUGCUGUCCCUCACCGCCAUCGCCGUCGACCGCUACAUUGUCGUGGCCUACCCCAUCCGCCGGCGGAUAAGCUGCAAGUCCUGUGGCUGCAUUGUGGCCUGCAUCUGGCUGCUCUCCAUCCUGGCCUCUGCUCCUACCUCACUGCACACACAGUACUUGGAUCUCAACGCCAUCGGCCACGACAUGAUCAUCUGUGAGGAGUUCUGGAAGCAUGAGGAGAGGGAGCGGCUACUGUACUCCUGCCUGAUGCUCCUCUUGUCCUACAUGCUCCCGCUGCUGGCGGUGUCGGUCUCCUUCUGUGCUAUCUCCUACCACCUGCGGAGGAGGAACGUCCCGGGGGCCGCCUACCCCUGCCAAGACAAAUGGAGCAAAACGAAGCAGAAGACUUUCCGUGUGCUCACCAUCUCGGUGGUUUGCUUUGCAGUCUGCUGGCUGCCCCUCCAGGUGGUCAACUUCAUCAGAGACGUCGACGAGGAGUUCACCAUCCUGGACAAGAGGUACGUGAACGUCAUCCAGGUCUCAUGCCACCUGGUUGCCAUGAGCUCCGCCUGCUACAACCCCUUCAUCUAUGCCUCCCUCCAUGACAAGUUCCGCUUCCACCUCAGCAGCUACUUCUACCGCAAGAAGAAGAACUCCAGCGUCGUGUCCUACAAGGCUUCUCGGUUCAACACCUGCUCCACUUUGGCAGAUGCCCCAGCUGGGCUCUCGGAUAAGAUAGCUUUGCAAACCAGGUUCUCUUAGCUAGACUUCCCCUCCAGACUUGCUUUUGGACCUGGAUGUAGGUGCUCAUGCCUGGCAAGGAGAGUGAGCACCACGGAACCAAGCGAUGGGAUGUCCGUCCUCAAGUAGCAGCACUUCUGAGCAGCUCAAGGACAUUUUGUUCCUUGCCACAGAGCACACCAGUGCAACAACAACAAACACCGCAGCCACGUGAAAAUAGAAUACUCCUGAGCAGGAUUUACCCACUAGCCCCCAUAGUGCACUGGUGGGUGCUCCCACCUGGUCUGACUGAAGAAUCAGUGAAACAGCUUUUACUUGCCUUGUUGAAAUAGAACAACGUACAUACAUCUGGAUUAACGACUGGGUGCAUAACUGCUGUGAGACAGUGUUCCAUAAGCUUCGGUUUUCAAAACACACUGGCUCGGUCAAAACCUGCCUCGAUAUGAGUGCUUGCUUUGUGUGCAAGGAGAAAUGCUUGUGCUGUACCACAGGGUUGUGCAGGAAGGCUGGGGAUGGGGCAUAUACACAUCCUAUCUGACUAUGCUAAGGGGCUGGUGCUGUAUUUGCAGCACAAAGACAUCUCCUUGUGGUGUAUCUAGGGGUGGGCAAGAUGUUGGGUGCAUUUAAAGAAGUCUUUGGAAUACACGUCAUUUUGUAGGAUAAAGAUUGUUCCUAAGCAACAGAUAGCAUUUUCUGCCUCUGGAAUAACACCAGCUUUCCCAACUAGCAGUUAAGAGCUGUGCAUUUUUUUGUGGAAAUUGCAGUCCAUUGGUGAAAGGACAAUAUACGUUCAUUUUUCUGCCAGCUGGCGUGGAGGGCACACAGCCACAGUUUGUGCUGAGUGUGGGGACACUUCCAUCAUCUGCUUGUCCUUCUGAGUAACCUCAUCUCUGUAACCUCAUUGAAUAGCCCCAGUUUCUUCAGCCAGAAGCGUGCAGCCAAACAAGGUGGGCCAGCUGGGGCUCAAGGGAAUGGAGUGGGUGAUAAGAAUGGUAUUAAGCUGUGUGCUUGCUGAGGAAGAAGUCCCAGUCUUCACUCCGAGUGGUUUAAAAUGGCAUAUGUGUUUCUUGGGCAGAGGUGGGAAUCCUGGUCGUGGGCUACUCUGACCCCAAAACUGCUGAAUAAAUUGUGGGUUGGACUCUGGUGUCUCCAGAUGCUGGUUGGACCUUGAGAGCCUCAGGAAACAGCCUGCUGCUGGCUCACCUUACUGCUGAGACCUUCACAUGCCCCAGUGGCCAUCCUGGAGCAUGAGAUGGAAACCCAUCAAGCACAACACAGCUCACAUUGCUGGCGUCUUGCAGCUUUCUUGUGGCUACGUAGGGUUGUGCUCGGGACUGAGGCUGAAGCACUUGUGCUGGUGGAGCAAAGCCUGGGUCGCUGCU
Numida meleagris (helmeted guineafowl) is the source of this 2467-nucleotide messenger RNA. Its product is annotated as prolactin-releasing peptide receptor-like. NCBI's taxonomy places the organism in Eukaryota, Metazoa, Chordata, Aves, Galliformes, Numididae. The transcript has a single exon. Gene Ontology annotation, biological process: G protein-coupled receptor signaling pathway. The coding region runs from base 21 to 1106 and encodes 361 amino acids. Gene Ontology annotation, cellular component: neuron projection; plasma membrane. The record is from RefSeq and is a predicted model, not a curated record. Gene Ontology annotation, molecular function: neuropeptide binding; neuropeptide Y receptor activity.